CACUCGGCCCGCUCGGGGCCGCCCCGGCGAGGAGCGGGCGAGUCGCGAUCGCCGUGGCCGCGAUACCGCGUGGAGUCAGGGGCUCGGGAGGAGAGGCGAGAACAGCUCCUGGGCUGUGGCUCCGUCCCCGACAAUCCGGACGCCAGACGCCUCCCUGGACCAUCCCCUAGAUGCUCAGGAAGGGGUGGGAUGCGGACAGCACGCCCCAUGGCCCAGCUCCAUCAGCACGCUCCACCCCCUCGAGUGGCGCUACAAGUAGGACAGAGAGAUCAGAGCAGACACACAGGAAACACAAACCCAGACUGGUCUGGAAAGAAAAUCAUCAAGACAAUACAGAAGAGAAAAAGCAAAAAGAUAAUUUGAGAUUUGGACCUGAUGUGGAAAACACUCAAAAUGAAAGGCAAACUCCCAUGUCUCCUUCUGCUGGUGGGAGCAAUCAUGACUGCCCAGUGCCAGGGCUUACACAUGCGUUUCAAACGAGGAGCCAGAUCUAGAGCCAUUUGCACAGAUAAUUCAUCUGCAGAAAUUUACCAACACAGGGGGACCUGGCUGAGGCUUUCAGGGAGCAGAAUAGAAUACUGUAGGUGCGACAGUGGUCGGAGUCGCUGUCACACUGUGCCUGUCAGAGUCUGCACUAGAAAUAAAUGCUACAAUGGGGGCCAAUGUUCACAGGCAUAUUAUUCCCCACAGCUCUUCAUCUGCCAGUGCCACCAAGGUUUCUCAGGGAAGCAGUGUGAAAUAGAUACUGAAGUGAAAUGCUACAAAGACACUGGAGUAACAUAUAGGGGUACCUGGAGCAUGACAGAGAGUGGAACUGAAUGUUUAAAUUGGAAUAGUGAUGGCUUGGUGAACUGGAUGUACAGUGGCCAAAGAGAGGAUGCUGCUGAGCUGGGAUUGGGCAAUCACAACUAUUGCAGAAACCCAGAUGAGGAUUCCAGACCUUGGUGCUAUAUCUACAAAGGGGGAAGGUACACCUGGGAACACUGCAGUGUGCCUUCCUGUUCAAAAGUUAGGAACAUCAACUGCAGAUCUGGAAGAGGCACAGAUUACCGCGGCAGCCACAGUGUUACCAGUUCUGGAGCUACCUGUUUGAAGUGGAAUUCUCGAAUCCUUGUCAACAAGCUAUAUACUGCUUGGAGAAGAGAUGCCUACCAGCUGGACCUUGGUAGUCACAAUUUCUGCAGGAAUCCUGAUAAUGACAGCAAGCCCUGGUGCCAUGUCCUGAAAGGAAAUCAGCUCACGUGGGAGUACUGCAAUGUGCCUACUUGCUCCACCUGUGGCUUACGGCAGCGCAGAGCACGCCAGUACAGGAUUAAAGGUGGUUCCUACGCAGAUAUUGCGGUUCACCCAUGGCAAGCUGCCAUCUUUGUUAGGUAUCACCGAGUACCUGGAGAGCACUUCCUCUGUGGAGGAAUUCUGAUCAGCUCCUGCUGGGUUUUGUCAGCUGCUCACUGUUUUGAGGAAGGCUUUAGUACAAAUCAGCUGAAGAUUGUGCUGGGUAGGACUUCCCGAGCAACUCCCGAGGAAAAUGAACAGAAGUUUCAAGUGAAGAACUACACUGUGCAUCAGAGAUUUGACUCAGAAAAUUUCAACAAUGAUAUUGCUCUGUUGCAGUUGAACUCAGAAGCAGAUGACUGUGCUGUUGAAACAGGCACUGUCCGCACAGCCUGCCUCCCCACGCCAGAGCUGCAGCUGCCUGACUGGACUGAAUGUGAGAUCUCUGGUUAUGGCAGAAACGAAGAAUUUUCUCCAUUCUAUUCAGAGCACCUGAAGGAAGGCCAUGUCAGAUUGUUCCCAGCCAGUCGGUGCACGGCACAGUAUCUAGACAACCGGACAGUUACAGAAAAUAUGCUAUGUGCAGGAGACACAAGGAACCUUGAUGAUGCCUGCAAGGGCGACUCUGGAGGGCCUCUGGUCUGUAUGAAGGAUGAUCGUAUGUAUGUGAUUGGAAUCAUCAGCUGGGGAAUAGGCUGUGGCCGCAAAGACAUACCUGGUGUUUAUACAAAUGUGACUCGUUAUCUUGACUGGAUUCAGGACACCAUGAAACUCUGAGAAUGAAAAAUGAACCCUUUCCAAUCUUGCAACCAUGCCCUCACAGCUUCCUUCUGGGUGCUUUAAGUGUGCUGACAGGGCUUCCUGUUUGUCCAGAUGCUUAUGACUUCUAGUACAACAGGAAGACAAACUGCAAUGUGUGGGAAGGGCAUGUUCUCAUAAUACUCUCCCUAUUACAGGUUAUUAGAAGCUAAUCAUCCUUUUCCCCAACAUCACCAAACUUUCAUCUUGCAUCAAAGCACAUAAGUACAAUAAAAAAUUAUUUUUGGCCCCGAGUGAAUAAACUGAGAGAGAUCCUGCAUCUCUUUAGCAGCUAAAUUGUUUUAGGAAUGGGUGUGAAGUGAAGGGGACAUUUAAUUUCCUGAAAGCUUCAUCUCCCUUACUUGGCUGUACAACUGGAAGAUGUUAAGCUCUGUCCUUAUACCAUCUGACUUUGCUAAUUUAAGCUGGUUUCAAUAAAAGCUGGUUCCCAAUAGAAAAAACAAAAGCUGUAGGCAUGGGCUGCUUAUUUCCAGAUCAAUAUACUACUUACGUCUUCAGUUUGGAACCGAUUAAUAAACUGAGUUUGAGCUUAAACUCUCUGAGCAAAUU
Molecule: messenger RNA, 2643 nt
Organism: Vidua chalybeata
Lineage: Eukaryota; Metazoa; Chordata; Aves; Passeriformes; Viduidae
Gene: PLAT
Product: plasminogen activator, tissue type
Exons: 15
Coding region: 376-2052 (558 amino acids)
Biological process (GO): plasminogen activation; smooth muscle cell migration
Cellular component (GO): extracellular region
Molecular function (GO): serine-type endopeptidase activity
Source: RefSeq, a predicted model, not a curated record